UCGCCGGGGCGCGGUUACGGCACCCGCUGUAGGGCCUCCGCUUCCCGCACUCGGCGCUCUUCGCGGCGGCCGCCAGCGCCCCUGCCCGGAGCCGCGGCGCGGCGGCCCCGCCAUGGAGCCCCCCGCGCUCGCCGCCGCCCUGGCCGUGGCGGGGCUGGCGCUGAGCUGCUGCCGCGAGCCUCUGCUCUCCGAAUGUUAUACAGCAAAUGGGGCUGACUAUCGUGGCACUCAGAACCAGACCGCCCAGUAUGCAGGGAAACCUUGUCUUUUUUGGAAUGAGACCUUUGAGCAUCCUUAUAAUACUUUGAAAUAUCCCAAUGGGGAGGGAGGGCUUGGAGAGCAUAACUACUGCAGGAAUCCUGAUGGAGAUGUCAGCCCAUGGUGCUACAUUGCAGAGCACGAGGACGGAGUAUAUUGGAAAUAUUGUGAGAUUCCAUCAUGCCGAAUGCCGGGGAAUCUAGGGUGUUACAAGGACCAUGGAGAGCCACCGCCCUUGACUGGCACCAGCGAGACCUCCAAUAAACUUACUAUCCAAACAUGCAUCAGUUCCUGCCGACGUCAGCAAUUCAAGUUUGCAGGCAUGGAAUCAGGUUAUGCCUGUUUCUGUGGAAAUAAUCCUGACUACUGGAGAUACGGGGAGGCAGCCAGUACGGAAUGCAACAGUGUUUGCUUUGGAGACCAUACUCAGCCUUGUGGUGGGGAUGGCAGAGUCAUUCUUUUUGACACCCUUAUUGGUGCCUGUGGAGGGAAUUACACUUCUGCUACAGCUGUGAUCUACUCCCCAGAUUUUCCUGACACAUAUGGUACCGGCAGAGUCUGUUACUGGACCAUACAAGUUCCGGGAGCAUCUCAGAUCCACUUCAGUUUUGCCCUUUUUGAAAUCAAAGAUGCUACAGAUAUGGUGGAAUUGUUGGAUGGCUACACCUAUCAUGUUCUAGCUCGUUUUAAUGGCAGUAAUCGGCCUCCCCACUCCUUUAGCAUCUCUUUGGAUUUUGUCAUAUUGUACUUUUUCUCAGACCAAAUCAAUCAAGCCCAGGGUUUUGCCAUCAGAUACAGAGCUGUCAAGGAAAAUGUACAUCAAAACAAGAUUCCAAUGAAUCAGACCCUUUCAGAGAAGAUAAAUGAACAAGCAAAUCUCAGCAUCAAUGCAGCCCGGUCAUCAAAGAUACUUUAUGUCAUCACAACCAGCCCAAGUCAUCCUAGCAGCUCCAUGCCUGAGUGGACAAUAUACGGUCUCACAGCACUCCUCAUCUUAAGUGUUACAGCCAUAUUGGCAAAGAUAUUUCUCCACAUUACCAUGAAAUCCCAUCAGAUACGAUCUGCCACUGAAAUAGAAGAUUCCCACCAGGUUGCUACUGCUGCUGAGAUCUGGAGUAUUUUUUAUGAACCUUCCACCUCCAUAUCCAUCUUCAAGAAAAAGCUUCGAAGUCAACAAGACGAUCACAACCCACUAGUGGAAAACUGAAGUGUCUUUCAUUUUUCAAGAUUAAUCUUCUUAAAAUCCAGGUGAUUUGGGAAUAAUCCUUUUUUUUUUCCCUCCCAGUCUCAUACUUGUCUUCCAAAAACUCCAUUUCCAAAGGCCUUUGAAUGACUUUUCCUAUCUGUUGUUCUCUUGUGUAUACUAGUGACAGCAGAAUUAACUGCUGCAGUAAUUCUGAAGUAUCUGGUACUCAUCAAAUCUGUCAUGCUGUUAAUUACUGCCUUUAAACCAAUGCACUUAAAAUACAUGUAAAAAUUUUUAAAAUUCAAAAAAUCCUGCACACCUGCCAAAAGUAACUGAAUGAGUAUUUACAGACUGAGGACUUUUUGUCUUCCUAUAUUGCUAUGUUAUAUCUGGCCAUUUUAGUCCCAAGGUUGAACACACAGAGGUAGGUAUCGAUAUCGGUUCAGCUACCAGAGCAACAAGAGGUUACCUGGCCUUAAUGUAAGUGUGUCUAAACGGUACUGCACAGUGAAAUGGGAGUCAAAGACUCUGAGAAGAUAUCAGCCUCGGUGUCAGUGUUCUGCUAUUUCUACUUGUUCUGUUUCUACAAGCAGAGAUACACACACACACACACAAGCAAAUCAAAGUCAGGAGGUAACUGCUCUACAGAGCUUCAGCUGCAAGUGUGAGUUUCCAUGGAGUAAUGCUCACCAGCUCAAGGUCUGCAUGAGCAAUGAAAAGUUUUAAACAAGUAUGUCUCAGCCAUCAGAUUCGCUAGUUAUGAUAAUUUUCUUCAUAUUCCUGAGUCUGAUCCUUUCCAUAUUCUGAUCCUUUCAGAAACUAUCUUACUCCAGUCUGAAAUCCUCCAUUCAAUCUGGAUGUGAAUGUAGGGUUUCUCAAAGAAUUGUUUAAGGAAAAUGUAAACCCACUGAAAUUCUAGAUAAUGAGGCUGACGAUAACAGACUCUUACACUGAGGUUAAAGCUUACAGUCCUUAUAGAGUACAGUCCUUACAGAGAAGAGGGCACUGUAGGUUUGCAAUAAUUAUUGAAUGACGGCAUAGCAUAAUACUGUCCACAUGAGACAACUAGGCAGUAUAAGGCUAAAAUCACUAGUUUAUAGCCCACAAAUGUCAGAAUAGCAUGUAGGUUUCUCAGAAGACCACAACAUGAAUAGGAGUCUUUCGAAAAGGAGUUAAAUACCACAAACCAAAACACUGCUGAAUGCUUACACGAGCAUGUUUAUGUUGCAUACUGUCUUGAAAGGCUGUGAACUAUGAGAGCUGUGUGACCACUCGAACUGCCCAGACCCUGAACCAUAGUGUGCAUAGUUGUACACAUACAGUGAGCUGCUAUCAAGAAAGGAUGGAAAACUGAAGUGCUUUGCAACUUGCUGGAUGAGCAAAUAGAAACAUGUCAGAAAAAGACACACCUGCUUCUCUUACGGCCCUACCAGCAUGUCUGAAGUGCAUCACAUACUUCCCAGACCUUGUAAACCAGACUUAAUACAGUGGCAUAUUUAGCCUCAGCUAGCUCGGGCUGCCUUGUCCGUUCAUUCCAGCCCACUGAACCACACAAGGAAUUGGUGGAAUAGUUGGGCUGUGCAUCUGGUGAGUGGCACAAAUAUGUAAUGCAAAUAAUCAGAGCAAAGCUCAAAUCAGACAGUAAGAGAGGAAAAUAACUGCAAGGGACAAGAAACAGCCAAGUUGGUAAAAAAAUCAAUAAAUGCAUCAGAUGCAAAAGGAAAAAGAAAAGGUGGGUGUGUGGUGGGGGGGAGGUAGCUGCUGUUUUAGGUGGAAGGCAGUUUUGAAUAGAAUUACCAAUAGUAUAAUGAGCAAAAAAGUUCCCUCUUAUGCUCUUUGAUCCAGAGGAUGUGAUAAUACUAUCAUAGCUGCUUUUAGACUCAGCAGUAUUGCACAAUAGCUUUUCUUCUGGAACCUUUGGAAAUGCGUCAGUGGAUGCUUGCUGUCCCUGUGAGCCUAUGCUAUUUUGUUACAGAGUCUUAACAAUUCUUCAUUAUUCUCAGGUAUGACAUAAAAGACAGGAGCCCAAAAAUUGGCUCCAGGACAAUUACACUAAACUUCAUCCAAAACAAACUGAGAACUGUGCUUUAAUCUGAGCAAGACUGUAUAAUUUCGCAGCAAGCUCGCUGAUGGCAAUCAAGAUUACUCUUUAUCCUGUUUGUAAUUAAGCUGAUUGGUAGAACUGUCUGUCAGGAGUUGCCUUCACAGCUUUUGAAAGGUAUGUAGAAAAGAUGAACAUAAUUUUAGACAGGAUCUGCAGGCUGUCCCACCCUGCUUUUGAUAAUAUGUUUUUGUCUUCCACAUCCAAACAAGCACUAGACUCUCCUGUUUAAUUCAGAAUGUUACCAACUGGAAUAACUCUUCUGCUAGAUGCAAUUAGCAGUGAAAAACAGGAAUAGGAAAGGGAAUGUAAGAUGUUAGAAUGAUAUUAAGAAAGCCAGUAAAAAGUAUUUUUUGAGCAGGAUUCCUAGUCCCUGAGCAAUAGAUUUGGCAACAGCCUUUACUUCUCUUGUUAUUUACAGUAGCCAAUGAAAUAUUGUGUUCUCACACAGCUACUACCACCCCUGCAGCAUCCCACUAACAGUCUGUUGUCAGGGAUACUGCAAUCCAAAAUUCAGUGUGUCCUUCUACAGUCUCAGGGGCUUGCUGCAAAGGCUGCUCUUCGUACCAGACUCCCAUCGCAGCUGACGAGAUAACAGCUUUGGCAUUGAUUAGGAGGUCUCCGCCAGAGUCCCUCUGCCAGGCUGCUGCUGCUCCUCUGUGAAAUUUCCACAAAAUCAUAGUUUCUUUCUGUUUCAAAACACUCAGGCCUGCAGCCAACACAUCAGAUUUCCUCUUCAGUGCUGGGACUUCAAAGAAAAGCAGAUGGAAAACAUGCUUCUCAGCAAAAAGUCUUUAGUACCAGCAAGGUAUUCUUAGCUUUCUCAAUUGUUUAUACGGUGGCAGCCUGCUAUCGACAGCUCGCUAUGCCAGGCUGUGAUCCCGUCAGGACGAUCUCGUCACAGAGAACAAGGUAACACGGUUGCCCUGAUACUUAUCUGUGAGGAGAAAAAGCGUCUCCCUGUCUGCACAACUAAAACUGGACUGCGGUUUUAAGAAUAAUGCCCUUAAUUGUCACAGAACUAAAAUAUCAGUGCGGACUGGUCUGUGAAAUAAUUUCUCUUUGCUCACCGAACAGCACUAACUAUUUUUUCUCUUUGGUGGACUCUCUGUCCACCUACAAUGCUCAAACACCUGACCUGACCAGUGGGAAUCAGCAGUGAGUCUUUCAGCCUCAGCAAGUCCAGACCAGCGAUAGCUAGAAAAAACUGACAAAACAGCACAGUCAAAUAAAUGGAUUGAAAAAGUUUACUGAGGGAGCAGCUUCUGAAGCUAACUCAGAGGGGAUUCAGUGAGGGCCCGUAAAGUAGAGGAAUUCUAGCUAACAGGAAAGGAAUAAACACUAAUUUAAACAUAAAGCAAUGGUCAGUAUACCAGAGGAGAGUAACUACUAAAUGGAUCUGCAAAAGAUAACUAAGAAAAGUAAGAAAAUUGUUACUGCGUUUUUAUUCAUUACAGAUGCCAAAAACCAAAGUGCAGAUGCUUGCUGUUUCCCUCCCCACCUUAGGGCUAUCAAGUUCCUAGAGCAACAGGGCAUCUAAGAGCUAAACCAUACAACAUUGUGCCUUAGUUGCCAUUGUAGACCUAGUCUUUUACCUGAACUGAAUUCAAUCCAGCUCCACUUACGUACCAGAGAUGAGUGCCAGAGACAGCUGAACAAUUUUGAAAUAAGUGCUUAGUAUGAACAAGACUUUUCUAAGCCAGCAAUUACAUUCUUGCACAAACCUGCUGGAAAGAUUACGGGGAAAGAUAAUUACAGUACCUCCAAAAAUCAAGAGAGGUAGAAGAUUUGUAAAAUAUAUUGAUUCUCUCUUACAUGUCAAUAGGUUGGACUUUUUUUCAGAAUCAACCAGAAUUCUAAAAUUCCCAUUUUAAUACUCAGGGUUCGCAUCACGCUGUGUAGGAAAAGAUUCCUCUUCACAGAUCUGUAGAAAAACAAAGGAAUUUGCUUCUUAUCCAUGCUUAAUAUGGUCCACCAGUGGAGAACAAAGCAGCUAACCUAAGAGGAGAGAGUCAGAGAGUAAAGCUAGGUCCUUAACAGAUAAGUUAGGAGCACAUCACAGAGAAACUUCAUUUUCUUGCCUUAUCAAAUGUUCUUGAGCAGUUAAACGUCUAAUACCAGGAAAUAGAGGAACAGAUAGAAAUGCAUAGAUAGAGUCCCUAAAUAGCACUUCUUUCUUACAGGCUUGAGGUCAUAAACAGCAUGUAGAUCUGAAGUGGAUUUUUUCAAAAUGUGGUGUGGUCACUUGCAAUCCCAGUGCGUACGACCAACAUAUAUGGUAUCCAUUAGCACAGCACAUUGUGAUCCUUGCUGUAAGGGUUCAGGAGAGAAAAAGGAAAGCCUGACAUACACAUCUGCUGCAAUCCCGCACAAUGCACAUCUAGCACUCCCAGGACACUGGCAGCCGAGCUCUCACAGCUGGAGGGCGCACCUCUGCAGAUGUGAUCAUGCUGGUGCUUAUGGCAUUUGCUUCAACACAUCAAAAAUAACUGCAGCACAGGAUUUUGUCUGGAAUUUUAACUAAACGGCCUUCUGGCCUCCUACCUAGCAGCUCCCUCAACAGGCUGGGCAGGCUGCAAACGUGACAUUGGCCACACUUUCAAAAGCAACCCUUCUGAGAAGGCAAUGCUCAGGAGGAGCCGCCUCCCCGCACGCACACAUGCAGCCCCUGCACUGGGCUCUUCCUCACCCUGUUGUGCUGGUACGGCUGGCUUGAGGUGUACGAUAAGCUGACCAGGUUAGGAAUCGCCAUCACUUUUUCUUCCUUGAGUUGCUUUUAACACAAAUGAGUUCUCUGAUGUUCAUUAGGUGGUGGCACAGACAGGUGAGCUACCAUAGCUAAGGGGACAACAGCCCACAGGAAGGAGAGGUGUGCUGAGCCACAAGCAGGGGCAGUGAGCCCUUAAGCUGGCACUGCCACCAAAGCCACGUUGCGAAACUGCCUCCUUACUUUGUGCAGCAGGUAGUCACGGUAGUCUGCAGAACAUUUGGACCCCAGGUGACAGGAGCCAGCUGGAAAAGUGGCCUCCCUAAUUCUAAAUUCUAGUUUAGUUUGUUGACUAAAUGAUUUUGUAUGUACUUUUGUCUUAAUAUUGUAAUGUUGGGGGGGGGAACAGAAAUGGUGUUAUUUAAAAAUAUAAGUGUGAUGUUAUCUACAGUAAUAUAUAUAUUUAUACAUGUAUAGGAAAUGCACUAUUUAAUACAGCAUUUUAUAUGCUUGUAUCUUGCUAACAUCUCAUAGGAAGAAAAGCUGUUAGCUUACAUUUUGGGAAAAAUAAACGUUCUUUACACUGUCAACAGAAACAUUUAAAGAUAAUUCAUUGGUAUAUAGGUGACAGAAGAACACUAAACACUCAAACUCACAGUUUUGUGGCAGAAUAGAUAGAGAUGAAAUAGUUGCUCAAGGUACACAUUCUUCCCUCGAUUCUCAUUUCCAGCUUGUCAUGGUAUUAGGCUGCUUGUCAGAUUCCACAAAUUCACGUGCAUAUGCAUUACCCUCAAGACCUUUAUAACUUCAAACACUUCAUCACCUUUUUCAAUCAAGAAUUAACAACAUCUUAGUUAGGGCUAGUUUCUGUAGCUAGCUAAGGGACUUUAUCACAUUGCUCAUCCAGACAACCCAACGGUCUUGCAGAAUUAUAGUCACUGUGUUCCAAAGCUUCCUUGGCAAUAAUAUAAAUGGGAGGUUUUUACUGAUAGUCCCGGAAACAAUGUCUGUACUGAAUCUUAAUCCUGUAUGACUGUAGGCGAAACGCAUCAGCAGACACUUGGCUGCCACUGGACGCGAAUGACUAGCUAUUCCAGUUUCAUCUUCUGCUUAAUAAACCUUCUCAGGCAGUGGAAAGGACUCCCAACAGAUUUUCUAGCACACCGCUUUGCCUCAAGACAAGGUCAAUUACAAAAAUAAUAGUUUCUGACAAAUACUUGAUCAACUAGUUCUUAAUAACUUGCAGCAAUGGUAUUUCUUCCCAUGCAAUAUAUCCCCAUGAUAUGGUUUCAUCUGAAUAUUAAUUUAGAUAUUUUUGAGCAAGCUUAUCAUUCUGCUACCUUGAGAUUCUGAGAAGGAAAAAUAUAAUUGCCUUCCGAUUGUGCCAUUUUUCUAUGAGCGCCCCCCCGAAUUAAUGCAACUCAUACUUUCUCAACUUUACUGAGCAAUUGUGUUUUGGGAUGCAGUCUGGCAUUCUGAAUUUCAGUCUCAAGACAAUUUACUGUAAAUCCAGACGAUAUCGCAUGAACCAAAUAAGACUGACAAGAAAACAGAACAAAUCAAACUUGAAAUGACUCACCACUGAAAUACGUGCUAUGUCUAUAUGCGGUCAUCCUGCAUUCAGCAAAUAGCUGUAAGUAAUAAUUACAAAAAAUUAAAUGUUGUGAAUUUCUGCAGGAGGAGCUCAGUUACCAUUACUAAAGGGUAGCAAAAUACUGCAUGAUGGAGGCAGAAACUGCUGCAGGUUCAUCAGCAGAUCACAGCAGGAUUAUUUUCUGUGGAGGUUAAGAAAGAAAAUUUGAGCUGAAAACACUGAGAAUCAUUACAUAUACAAAAAUUGCUCUGAAAAGCAUUUUCUAAGGUAAUGGCUAAUUGAAAGUGUUCAGUUUAUAAACUACUUGGCUUUUUUAGCUUAGUGUUUAGGCAGCUUCAUCAUCUAUCAGAACUAGCUGUAACAACUGUUCCAAGGUUUUCUCUACAACUGUAACACUCAUUUUACUAGCUAGAGGUAAAGCUGUUUCCACUUGUGAAAUUGAUCUGUCCUUUCAGUAAUUCUUCCUUCUGACCAAAAUAAUGCUUCACUCAGAAAUCUUCAACUGCAUUUACGUAGAUGUCUGAAUACCAGUGUCAGAUACUGAAAUUGCCUCCAGCUUUUCAUUUGUCAGGACUAAUUCCUUUUUUCUCAUUUUCUUUUAGAAACAAUAGUGGCAAACAGGUAUUGGCUUCCUCUUACACAGGGGGGAUCACUUUGCUCUCUUUUCUUACUAUUCAGGUUAUAAGACUCCUCUUAUGCUUCUGUCUAUUCUGGGAGCUGUUGCUUUUUUGUUGUUGUUUCCUAAGCAUCAGGUUCAUUCCCCAUGGAGGAAACUUUUUUUUUUUUAUUCUGAAAGAGACGCUUUUCUAUGAAGUGUUUAAGGCCCAGAAGCACAGAGCUGCUACUUCCAGAUAAAAUAUCUCAUUUCAGGUAUUCUGUUGUCUCCCCAGACAAAGACUUGGGCCAGGCUGACGCCACACAGUAUGAACACAGCUGUCUUUUUAAAAGGCACUCCUCCCUUGACACUACUAAACAGGGCCUGUAGGCAUAAAGAAAACUCUUAAAUGCUGAGCACCAAGUUCUGUAGAUGCAACUGUGCAAAACUUAGGUAACAACCAAUGUUUUCUAACAGCAGUAAUAGGAUUUGACAGAUGCACCUGAUAUAGCUGCAGCAAAAAAGAGCAUACAAAAACACCAUUACACAGCAUAUUAUCUCAUUAAGAAGCUUCUGCUCCUGCUCUUCUUGUUUUACAACAUGAAGGUUCCAUGUGGGUUUAUGGUGCCCACAAGACUUUAAUUUUGCCACCAAGUUAUUCCUUAAACAUUGAACCUCAAUAAUGAAAGGAAACUCCCCAGAAUAUCAAAAUACUCAGUUUUUUGACAGCAACUGCUUACAAAGUCAUUUAAAAAAAACACAGCAAAAAAGAAAUAGAACCCAUCCACCUACCACCCACCCCUUAAAUAAGCACUGCACUCAAGUUCAGGCAAACUAACUAUAGUUCGGCCAACAGUCCAAAACCACCUUUCUCCUGGAGACACAGUAGGUGUUCACUGAUUUUGUAGCUCAGCAAGGGUAAAGGCAUGUCAUGUUCCUAAAAGCACAAUCCUCUUCACGAUCAAUCUCAUGGUUUUCUUCACAGCAAGACAUGAGAAGACAAAACACUACUCAGCAAUAAUAAAUUGUGGGGGGCAGAUGGAUAGAAGAGGAAAGAGAUUCAGAAUUGACCUGUCAACAUAGGCAUGGCAGCCAAACACAUAUACCCCAAGUUUCAUGAGUUGUUGUUGUUAUUAUUAUUUUUAAAAGAGUACUCAAUGAGCAAUUUGCAAAAUGUGUCUUAUUUGCAAAUAAGACGCAUUUCACUAUAAACAUCAACAAUUGCCAAGAUUCCUGUUCUCCAAGCAAAAAAGGAAGUGUACAAUGACUGGGAAGCAUACAUUACCUGCCAAUGCUGGUUAACUCCCUCCUGCCAGUUGCUCUUCCAUUACUGUGACUGUCUUCUCAUACAGACCAAGCUUCCCCAUAGCACCUGAGAUGAGGAUGCCAAGUGGAUUCCCAAGUGAUUCAGGAAAGUCCUGUUCAAAAAUGACACACUUUAGCACAACAGCCUGACAUCCCAAAGAUGGAGGUGGUUGAAGCGAAGGAAGGCUGAUUUCUUGGGUGAAUUCUGAGAGGUGACUGAACUGCAGUACACUUGAACAGGCUUAGAUAAGAGAGGAAAAAAAAAUCCAGGGGAUUACCAGGUAAAAAUGUAUGGGAGAAGGAAAAACCUGGAGGAGGAGACUGCAAGGGAUUUAUUUUUUUUCCUGUAUUGCUGGAUGGGAAGUAAGUAACAUGUGGAGACAAGCUAUUUAAGCAGUAACAUAUAUACAUAUAUUAUUUAUAUGUACAUACAUACCUAUACACUCACACAGAGGUAGCAGUCCACUAGCUACCACAUAUCUCCAAGACACACUCUUUUGUUGUCCAGCCUUCAUGAACAUCUCUGGUCAAAUUAUGAACUCUGCUGACAAAAAGAGAGAGUAGCACAAUACUGAUUUUAACUUCCGUGGGACCAGGGAUUUCAUCCUCCAGACUGGGGUCUAGCUUGACUACUCAACAUGAAUCCCCCAGUUACGUCCAUCUGCAUCAUGCUGGUUCAGGUUUUGAAACACUUUUAGUAAAGGACAAUAAAUUAUUCUUUGCUGAAAUUGAAGCAGAAAUCAGCUGCCCUGCUACAGGCAACAUGCAGGUUCCAAACAUACAUGAGGAUGCCUGCCAACAGGUAUGUGCCACUCAUCCUGUGCUUGGAGUGAAACCUCAGGGGCUUAAAAGACCCCUUCAAGUGGCUUGCAUACUAUACAAAGACCCAAGCGUUGUCCUAUUUGUUAUGGACUGACACACUUCAGUCUCAACAUCACCGCUUUUCCUUCCCUGUUCUGCCUAGCAGAGCUCUUCAUUCCACUUUUUCCACAGCAUACUCUUUGGUGCACUACUUUCCCAACGCUUUUCUUUUCCUUCUCUACCCCACAUCUUCUUUGCCUUCCCAGUUUAAUUUUUGUUUUCUUGCAAUGAAAAUAUCUAACUUCCUCCCCCUCAACAGCAAUAUCCGCCAGGUGAGAACACGGACCCUGAAGCAACAGGCAGCCUCAAAUAACUGGAGACUAUUAGGAAAGCAGCUAAAAUUUUCAAGUAAUGGCUUUACCCUAAGCAAAAUAUACCAGGUUAAAAAAAAAAGAAAAAAAGAAAAAAUCUGCUUGGUAUCCAAAUGUGGCACAUUUGCUCUAAAGACAGAGCCUCCCUGGGGCAAAAAUUGCCUAAGUCUGAUAUAUUCGAAGUGAGGUAUGAAUAGGUAAGGAACAGGUUAGUGUGGAACAGCUAGCUAAUGUUGGGUUUUCUUAAUUAUGUAUAGAUCUUUGUAUUUUAAUAUUUAUUGACUGAUAUCCCAUUGCCUGUUGAUGUCGUAAAAAGUGAAUUUUAAAGGAAUCAGUUGCCUGAAAAUUGAAUGGUCCUAAGACAGAACAUUAUGGGUUGGCUCCAAAAAAAGCGCUUCUAAACUUUCUAUCACAAUCAUUUUUGCUAGGAUCUGUAUGUGUGUGUACAUGCAUAGAUUUUUUUUUUUUUAACACAAAUGAUUAUUGCUGAUAACAGCUCAUUUCAGUGCAUCUAGGACUGUAUGUUGAGAAACACAGCUAUCUGUGUCCUUUCCCCACCAACAAGAAGGACAACUUCCACAUGUAUAUGCAAUAAAACUGUAUUUUUGUGUG
Molecule: messenger RNA, 11530 nt
Organism: Dromaius novaehollandiae (emu)
Lineage: Eukaryota; Metazoa; Chordata; Aves; Casuariiformes; Dromaiidae
Gene: KREMEN1
Product: kringle containing transmembrane protein 1
Exons: 9
Coding region: 113-1465 (450 amino acids)
Biological process (GO): Wnt signaling pathway; multicellular organism development
Cellular component (GO): plasma membrane
Source: RefSeq, a predicted model, not a curated record